UCUCACUGUCCCUUAGGUAAGCCUGUGAUGAUAGUGACAGAGUACAUGGAAAAUGGAUCUCUGGACACUUUUUUGAAGAAACAUGACGGGCAGUUCACGGUGAUCCAGCUGGUGGGAAUGAUGCGUGGAAUAGCUGCGGGGAUGCAGUACCUCUCAGAGAUGAACUAUGUGCACCGGGAUUUGGCGGCACGGAACAUUCUGGUGAACGGAAACCUGGUGUGUAAAGUGUCUGACUUCGGGCUGUCGCGUGUGUUAGAGGACGAUCCAGAGGCGGCAUACACUACACGGGUGAGAGAUCAUGCUUCUGCUCUGGAUGUUUGCUCUUCAGUCUUAUUUUAA
Sinocyclocheilus grahami is the source of this 339-nucleotide messenger RNA. RefSeq names its product ephrin type-A receptor 4a-like. The record is from RefSeq and is a predicted model, not a curated record. NCBI's taxonomy places the organism in Eukaryota, Metazoa, Chordata, Actinopteri, Cypriniformes, Cyprinidae. The transcript is spliced from 2 exons. Gene Ontology annotation, cellular component: dendrite; plasma membrane. Gene Ontology annotation, molecular function: ATP binding; transmembrane-ephrin receptor activity. Gene Ontology annotation, biological process: protein phosphorylation; axon guidance; ephrin receptor signaling pathway. Bases 28 to 339 code for a protein of 103 amino acids.